AUGACGACGAUGGUUAUAGCAGGCACUCCGCUAGCGGAAGCUUUGGCAAAUGUUAUUCCCCCGAAAUUGGUCGAAAUGGGGUGGAGUUCCGACGGCGAUGAUUCGGCCUUGAUAGAUUAUGUGAUCCUCAUGUUGGUCAACGGCAAGACCCAGGAGCAGAUCGCCAACGAUCUCUCCAACGAUCUCCUUGGCCUUGGCGAAGGUGAUACUCAAGCUCUGGAAUUCUCGAGGUGGUUGUUCGAACAGGUCGAAAUCCUCAACCAACAGAUCAACGGUGGCGGCGCCCCGACGUUGAACGACCCGACUUCGGCGCAAGCAAUUCCUUCGUUCGCAGAUCAAGAGAACGCCAUCCCUCAGCCGACCGGUCCUGAAAACGGCGCACAAGAUGCAGACAUGGCGAUGGGUGAUGAUACGGCAUCGGCAGGUGACUCGAUACCAACGGGCCCGAAGGCAAUGCGCAAUGGGCGCCCUGCUGGAAGGGGUCGGAUGCUCAACCAAAUAAACAGAGCUAUGGAUCGUGGCGACCGCGGCGACUCGGCGCUUCAUCGUGUUCGUGGGCCUGGUGGUGGGCGGAUCAACGCUCAUGGGCAGAAUAAUGGAAAGGGACGGUACAAUCAGAAUGGCGGAGGAAGGAUGCAGGGCGGCCGUCAGAUGAAUAUGGGUCCGAUGACGAACAUGAGCCCGAACGAUCAGAUGCAGCUCAUGUCUCUUCUAGAAGAGCAGGCACGCAUGAUGGCGCAAUUCAUGCCUAACUUCGUUUCUCCUGCAAUCAACCCCGCAUUUCAGCAGAAUGGCCCUCAACAGGGUCGGUCACUGUUCGACCGCGUUGAACGCCAGCAUGGUCACCGGCAGCACCGCCAUCAGCGCAAUAAUCGCACGAACGACCAAGACAAUGAUACCGACAUGGACAUGAAACCCCAAGGCGAGCAGGACGAGAGCAAUACCGAUACUGUUUGCCGAUUCAAUCUUCGCUGUAGCAGGAAGGACUGUCCUUUUGCUCACCAAUCGCCAGCCGCUCCCGAAGGCAGCCCGGUCGACGUCUCGGAUCACUGUUCGUAUGGAGCAGCAUGCAAAAAUCGCAAGUGCACAGGGCGUCAUCCUUCGCCAGCUGUCAAGUCUGCUCAUCAGGCGGAGGAGAUGUGCAGGUUCUUCCCCAACUGCGCCAACCCCCACUGCCAUUUCAAGCAUCCUUCCAUGCCGUUGUGCCGAAAUGGCGCCGACUGCACCGUUGAGGGCUGCAAAUUCACACACCUUCAAACGGCAUGCAAAUUCAAUCCUUGUCUCAAUCCAAGCUGUCCCUAUAAGCAUGCUGAGGGCCAAAAGGGUGCCUUCUCCGACAAAGUCUGGACUCCGAAUUCUGGGAAACCCCACGUGAGCGAAAGGAAGUUCGUGACGGAUGAGGAUGGGGCGGAGGAACUCAUCAAGCCGGGCACUACGGACGGUUCUCAGAGCCAAGAGAUCCCACGUAUCACACUUGACUUUUACUGGAUAGUAAGAGGGAUCCCGCCCAGAAUAAUAGUGGCGCGGGCGCCACUGGUGCGCAGUCGCCACGAGUACCGCUCCUUGUCAACCGGACCGUAUGAUGCCGCCGUCAUUGGCGGAGGCAUUACCGGCCUCACAGCAGCCUACCGAUUAUUACAAGAUCACAACUGCGAAAAGAUCACGCUGUACGAGUCGAAAGACCGCGUCGGGGGCUGGAUGCAAUCCGACACGGUGAUGGUAGAAUCUGGCGGGGAAUUAGGGAAGCUCGUUCUCGAACGCGGUCCGCGGACUUUAAGAGCUGGGUUUCCGACAUGUCUUCCUCUGCUUGACAUGAUGUCAGAGCUUGACUUGCUUAACGAUGUGGUUGUGACGAAGAAAUCCUCUCCUGCCGCUACCAAUCGGUACAUCUACUAUCCCGAUCACUUGGUGCGCAUUCCUCAGCCCCGCCCAGACUCGAGCUGGUACGGCAACAUUUCCGAAGCCUGGAAGACUGUGGCUACGGAACCUCUGUUUGAUGGGAUACUCAAGAAUCUCUGGGGCGAGUUGACCAACCCGGCGCCCGAGUCCGGGCAGCCAGACGAGUCGAUUGCGGACUUCAUUUCGCGUCGAUUCGGCAGCCAAGUGGCGGAUAACAUGGUCUCGGCGGUCAUGGGGGGCAUUUUCGCAGGUGACAUCAAUCGUCUGAGUGCACAAACGCUGAUGGGUCCGCUCCGAAAUCGUGAGAGCGGUGGAGAAUCCGUCCUGAAGAAUAUGCUAAUCGACAUGCUGCACCGACGUAGUUAUUGGAAGAUGGAUGAUCUAUUGGCCCUGCAAGCCGGGCGCCCUCGAAAAGACCUUGACUACUGGAGAGCCCUGAAGGCGCUGCUAAAUGGUGCUAGUGUGUUUUCUCUGAAGGAGGGCCUUGAACAACUCCCACGCGCUAUUACCAAACGGUUGCUGGAAUCCAAGAAGGUCGAGAUCCUCACUUCGGCAAACAUACGCUGUAUGUUACAAAACCCUUCCACUCUCGACAUUAUGCUCGACCUCGGAUCAAAGCAGAAAGUUCGAGUUCACAAUCGAGUGAUCGCUACCGUCAAACCGAAGCAUAUAGCAGAUAUGAUUCCCAGUCGGACGGCCAGGAGCCGAUUCUAUCCUGCUCAGUCAGUACAACAUCUGAGGGCCGACGAAAACAACUAUGCGGUAACGGUCAUGGUGGUGAACCUUUAUUACAAGGCCGAACACAAACUAGACAUACCCAGAGGCUUCGGGUACCUAAUUCCACGAACGGUCCCAUUCGACCAAAACCCCGAACUGGCCCUCGGAGUCAUCUUCGGAAACGAGACUUCGGCAGGUCAGGACACUGCCCAAAACGUCAAAUUGACCGUGAUGCUCGGUGGGCACUGGUGGGACGGUAUGUCCAAGUCAGAUUUGCCGGAUCAUGAUCAGGCCUGCAAGCUCGCCCGUGCUGUGAUUGCACGUCAUCUUAAGAUUGCCGUCGAGCCGCUCGACGCGAAGAGCUACCUCCAUGUAGAUGCUAUUCCUCAGUAUACUGUUGGCCAUCUGGAACGCAUGAACGACCUCUCCCAAGCAGUCCGGGAGGACUUCCAGAACCGGCUGACACUCGCUGGCUCAUGGUAUGGAACCAGCGGUAAUGGUGUCCUUGACUGUGUCCGGCAGGGUUAUUUGGCCGCUACCUACGGUGUCGGCCAGACACUCAGUGCUGACUUGGGCUUGACCCCUUGGAGAGGCUAUGACUACCAGAGUUGGGAUCUAGAAGGCGGCAUUGUGACCUCACCGGUGAGAUUUGCCGAGAUCCAUAGCUCGGAUCGCAAACUACUUUAA
This is a messenger RNA of Aspergillus saccharolyticus JOP 1030-1, 3303 nucleotides long. Its product is annotated as mRNA-binding protein NAB2. The transcript is spliced from 6 exons. The coding region runs from base 1 to 3303 and encodes 1100 amino acids. Gene Ontology annotation, molecular function: protoporphyrinogen oxidase activity, oxygen as acceptor. Gene Ontology annotation, cellular component: mitochondrial inner membrane. Gene Ontology annotation, biological process: heme biosynthetic process. The record is from RefSeq and is a predicted model, not a curated record. NCBI's taxonomy places the organism in Eukaryota, Fungi, Ascomycota, Eurotiomycetes, Eurotiales, Aspergillaceae.